Messenger RNA from Anopheles aquasalis, 1921 nucleotides. Its product is annotated as WD repeat-containing protein 46. The record is from RefSeq and is a predicted model, not a curated record. Gene Ontology annotation, molecular function: protein binding. Gene Ontology annotation, cellular component: small-subunit processome; nucleolus; 90S preribosome. NCBI's taxonomy places the organism in Eukaryota, Metazoa, Arthropoda, Insecta, Diptera, Culicidae. Gene Ontology annotation, biological process: maturation of SSU-rRNA from tricistronic rRNA transcript (SSU-rRNA, 5.8S rRNA, LSU-rRNA).
UCUCGCACGAGCCGGCCGAGCCUCAAUCGUCUCGGAAUUUCGGUUAAAAUUCGUUUUUCCGGCUUUAAAAUGAGCAAGAAAGCGCAGCGGUACUUCGCUGUGGAGGACAAGCAGCCCCGGAAUGGCGGUGGAGAACAGAAGGAAUCGACAGCAUCGAGUGUUAAAUCGAAAAAGAAACCCCCAAACAUGGAGGUGAUAGUAGUUGAUACAAGCAAAACGAUGCCGGCUCGUAAGCGACCGGAAUUUUCGGGCAAAAAACUUCGCGAAAAAAGGCAACAGCGGAUGGAGAUUCCUUUAAAUCCGGCCGCACUGAAGCGACACUCACGUGGCGAGCGCUUGAAUUUGAACGGAGUGAAAACGGAUUACCGCAAGAUCAAGGAGAAACGCAAGGACAUUCAGAUCGAGUUCGCCGAGGAGCAGGCAGCCCGCGCCGAGAUACUGCUGGACGGAGAGGAAGGAUUCCUUGAGGCCGAAGAAGGGGAAAGCACGACGGACAUCAGCCAGAAGGAAAUAGCGGAAAAUGUAGACAUAACGACGGCCAUGAAGCACUUUACCCUCGCGCUCGACUUUGGCCCGUACCGGAUGCGCUACACGAAGAACGGAACACACCUGUUGCUAGGUGGACGGCGCGGUCAUGUGGCGGCCUUCAGCUGGGUCCGUAAAAAGCUGCAGUUCGAGAUGAACGUCAUGGAAUCGGUGCACGAUGUAACGUGGCUGAUGAACUACACCAUGUUCGCGGCCGCCCAAAAGGAGUGGGUGCACGUGUACGACAAGAAGGGCACCGAACUGCACUGCAUCAAAUCGAUGCACCGAAGCCAACGGUUGGAGUAUCUGCCGUACCACUUCUUGCUGUGCAGUGCUGGAGAGAACGGCUUCCUAUCGUGGAUGGAUGUGUCGAUAGGCCAGACGAUCGGGAGCUAUAAUUGCCGUGUGGGCAAGGUAUCCGUUAUGACGCAUAAUCCGUGGAAUGGCGUGACAUGCGUGGCCGAUUCAAAAGGGGCCGUGUCGAUGUGGUCACCGAUGGUGCGCGAUCCCCUGGCCAAGAUGCUUUGCCAUCCGGUUCCGUUGACCGCGCUAGCCAUCGAUCCACAGGGCAUACACAUGGCAACAGCGGCGCUGGAUCGCAAGAUUAAAAUCUGGGACAUCCGACAGCUGGAAGGACCGCUAGAGACGUACCACAUCAAUACGGCCGCCUCGGAUGUGAACCUUUCGCAGCGAGGCCUAAUGGCACUUUCGUUGGGUAACGUAUGCGAGAUCUACCGCCGCAAUCCGAGUGCCGAUGAGGUGGAACUGAAGCCCUACAUACGGCAUCGCACGAACGGUACGAUUUCCAACAUUCGAUUCUGCCCGUACGAGGACGUGCUCGGGGUAGCGACGCAGAAGGGUUUCACGUCGCUGAUCGUGCCCGGAUCAGGCGAACCCAACUUCGAUACCUUCGAGGCGAAUCCGUUCCAAUCGCGCAGCCAACGGCGCGAAGAAGAGGUGCACGGUUUGUUGGAGAAGAUUCCAGCCGAGUUCAUUUCGCUCAACCCGAACCAGAUUACCGAGGUGGAUGUACCAUCGGCCAAGGAACGGCUCGAGGAAAAGGUGAAACAGCUGACCAUGAAACCGCCCAAAAUUGACUUCAAACCGCGCAACCGCAAGGGCAUCUCGAAGGCGAAGCGCAUCAAGAUCAAGCAGAACGUACGCGAGACCCGAUUCCGGGAAGCGGUCAAGGAAAUUCAGGAAACCAAGGAGAAACUGCUGAACCAGGAAAAGCGUACGAUGAAGGAGGGUCCGGAUUUCAUACCGCUCGAAACGAAAACCGUGCUGGAUCGCUUUCAAACGAAGAAAAAGAAGAAAACUGGGCAAUAAAACCCGGUCGCUUUGCGAUGGAGAACGUGUAUCUUAUAUUAAACGAAAUAAAUGCAUUCUCUGCUCA